CAAAGGCCGCGCGGGGCGGGCGCGUGUGGCAGGGCCGGUUGGGGCUCGCGGGGUCCGUGCCGCCGCCGCCGCCGCCGCCGCCUCUGCUUCCUGCCGGGCCCUGGGGGUCCCGCCCGGGGGGCCUGGGGCCGGGAGGCCAGGGCGGCUGCGGGGCACCCUGACCUGCCCGCCCGCCCACACGCAGGCGCCCGCACUAUGGCGAGUGAGGUGAUCGAGGAUGAGAAGCGCUUCUACGCCAAGGCCAAGACCUACUGGCAGGAAGUCCCGCCCACAGUGGACGGCAUGCUGGGGGGUUACGGCCACAUCUCGGCCAUCGACAUCAGCAGCUCCCGGAAGUUCCUGCUGCGGUUCCUGGGGGAAGGCCCCAAGAGGACGGGCACCUCGUGUGCGCUGGACUGCGGUGCGGGCAUCGGCAGGAUCACCAAGCAGCUGCUGCUGCCAUUCUUCGAGGUGGUGGACAUGGUGGACGUGACCCAGGACUUCCUGGUGAAGGCCAGGAGCUACCUGGGUGAGGAGGGCCGGCGGGUGCGCAACUACUUCUGCUGCGGCCUCCAGGACUUCAGCCCCGAGCCCGGCGCCUAUGACGUCAUCUGGAUCCAGUGGGUGAUCGGCCACCUGACUGACCAGCACCUGGUCGAGUUCCUGCAGCGCUGCCAGCGUGGCCUGCGGCCCAACGGCCUCGUGGUCAUCAAGGACAACAUGGCCCAGGAGGGCGUGAUCCUGGACGACGUGGACAGCAGCGUGUGCCGCGACCUCCAGGUGGUCCGCGGCAUCAUCCACCGCGCGGGCCUCCGCCUGGUGGCCCAGGAGCGGCAGAGUAACCUGCCCGAGGAGAUCUACCACGUGUACAGCCUGGCCAUGAGAUGAGCCUGCAUGCGCGCACUCGCGCGGCCCGGGGCUGUGGGGUGCGCUCCCCGCCGGGCAGGCCCUGGAGGCCGUCCCCGUGGCCUGCACCGGACACCGCGAGGCCUUGUCACCCCCCCCAGGACAUUUUUAACUGAAAAUAAAAGGGUGGACCUUGA
Molecule: messenger RNA, 1022 nt
Organism: Sorex araneus (European shrew)
Lineage: Eukaryota; Metazoa; Chordata; Mammalia; Eulipotyphla; Soricidae
Gene: NTMT1
Product: N-terminal Xaa-Pro-Lys N-methyltransferase 1
Exons: 4
Coding region: 196-867 (223 amino acids)
Cellular component (GO): cytoplasm
Molecular function (GO): N-terminal protein N-methyltransferase activity
Source: RefSeq, a predicted model, not a curated record